This is a messenger RNA of Cooperia oncophora, 519 nucleotides long. The record is from the annotation of a GenBank genome assembly. NCBI's taxonomy places the organism in Eukaryota, Metazoa, Nematoda, Chromadorea, Rhabditida, Trichostrongylidae.
AUGUAUCGCAUGGCUGUACUAGCAAUGUCUUUGGAAGGCCAGAUCGAAGGCAAGUGUAUGAGCACUAUACUCUCAACGAUGGGUUUAGGGCUCGAUGUUGCUCGCGCUGUUAUGAUGAGUUUGGUGCAUGAUUUGGCUGAAGCUAUCGUUGGUGACAUUACUCCACAUUGUGGCAUAAGUGAUGAAGAAAAGAACGAUCGGGAAGACAAGGCAGGUCACGAGUUUAUUGCUAUCCAGCAAAUUGCAUCGUAUGUGCCUGUGAACGCUGUUGGUGAUCAAUGGGUUGAACUGUGGAGGGAAUAUGAAGCUCAGGAGACCUUGGUAGCGAAGGUUGUAAAGCAUCUGGACAAAUAUGACAUGGUCGUGCAAGCUUUUGAUUACGAGCGGAAAUAUGGGCUAGAUCUGGAGCAGUUUUUCGAAACGACGAAAAGCGCCUUCACUAUAGCACCCUUUGUCGAAUGGGACCACGAACUACGAAGUCGUCGAGAGCAUUUUCUAAGAGAAGCUUCAUCGGAAUAA